AUGGCCAUAACACCAUUCAUACGAUUCUUGUGCAUACCUCAUGUACACCUCAGACAAUCAAGUAGCAAAAACGACUGCGUUAGAAAUAUUCAAUCAUUACUGGCAAGCAACUCGGAAACAUUUCAAAUCCUUUGCUGUGUCCACAACGAAGAAAGUGUAUGCAACAUGAUCGCCCUCCUGGAGGCGUCAAACCCGACAGAAGCAAGCCCGAUUUGUGCCUACAUUUUCCAUGCAGUCAAACUCACUGGCAGCGCAGCACCACUACUAGUCCCUCACAUGAAACAGAAGAAGAAAUUUACACACAGAAGUGUACCCACGAAUGUUCAUAUAAUGCGAACCUUUGAGAAUUACUUGAAAAAUUCGAAAGGGCCGGUUGUAAUUGAAGCCUUCACUAUGACCGCCCCCUAUAAAAGCAUGCGUGAGACGAUUUGCCUUGAAGCCAAUGACAAGAAAGUUCCUCUAAUUAUCAUACCAUUUCAUGAAAACCACAAGGAUGUGAUUGGUCCCAACUGUCCGACUAAGGCAAUAGGCCAAUUCAACAUUAACGUACAAUCAUAUGCUCCAUGUGCAGUUGGGAUACUAGUUGAUAGAAGCCUGUCUUGCCGGCUGAGCUUGAAUCACUUCUCUUACAAUGUUGCGGUGUUUUUCAUUGGCGGGCCUGAUGAUCGCGAGGCAUUAGCUUACUCAGCACACAUGUCGGGUAAUACCAAAGUUUCCAUCUCGGUGUUCAGGUUUAAUUUGGCGGAGACAGUAAUAGAAGAAGAGCAGCUGAAAGAAGCGAAGCUCGACCAGGCUUUGGUUGACGAGUUUAAGCUAAGCAACAUUGGGAAUGAUCGCUUGAAUUGGCAUGAAAUGGAGGUGGAUGACGGCGUGCAGCUUAUGGAUGCCAUUAGGCAGUCACAUGGCGAUUACGACCUUGUGAUGGUGGGACGGAGACACUCGGAAAUGUCACUAAGUAAUGAAGAAAUGGUAGAUUUUAUGGAGAACGCGGAGCUGGGAGUGAUCUGCGACAUGCUUGCUUCCUCAGAUUUUGUGGUGGAAUGGUGAAUGUGUUGGUGAUGCAAGAAAGUAGGGAAUUCGAACU
Pyrus x bretschneideri (Chinese white pear) is the source of this 1084-nucleotide messenger RNA. RefSeq names its product cation/H(+) antiporter 15-like. The transcript has a single exon. Gene Ontology annotation, cellular component: endomembrane system. Bases 1 to 1047 code for a protein of 348 amino acids. Gene Ontology annotation, biological process: regulation of pH. The record is from RefSeq and is a predicted model, not a curated record. NCBI's taxonomy places the organism in Eukaryota, Viridiplantae, Streptophyta, Magnoliopsida, Rosales, Rosaceae.